Messenger RNA from Salvia miltiorrhiza (redroot sage), 2203 nucleotides. Its product is annotated as cyclin-dependent kinase C-1. The record is from RefSeq and is a predicted model, not a curated record. The transcript has 12 exons. Bases 361 to 1899 code for a protein of 512 amino acids. Gene Ontology annotation, molecular function: ATP binding; cyclin-dependent protein serine/threonine kinase activity; RNA polymerase II CTD heptapeptide repeat kinase activity. Lineage: Eukaryota; Viridiplantae; Streptophyta; Magnoliopsida; Lamiales; Lamiaceae. Gene Ontology annotation, biological process: positive regulation of transcription elongation by RNA polymerase II; protein phosphorylation. Gene Ontology annotation, cellular component: nucleus; cyclin-dependent protein kinase holoenzyme complex.
ACAAAGUUAAAUCUAAUUUCAAUUUUCAACCAUCUCCAAAUGGGACUUCUGUUUUAACUUCUUCAGAGUUAAGGGGCAUAUACCGAAUUUAUUGUAAAGCUCAGUAGCAUGCAGCUAAAACUUAUAAAUUGUCGUAUUUAAUUUAAUUAUAAAAAUAAUGCCAAUCUCAACAAUAAAUUAAGAAUUAUGAAUUCUUGGUUGAAGCCAAUUUCAAGAAAUAAAAACCAAGCUUCGACUUCUUAUACGUGUUUAAAGUGAACGCCGCCGCCGUGGCAAUCGCCGCUCUUCAACGCCAAUUCUCAGAUUUUCGUCGCCAGAAUACUCGCCCAACCCUCGACCUUAACUGCGGCGGUCCAGAUUAUGGCGGCUACUAAUCAGCUCAAUGUGGAGGAGCGGCCGUCGUGGGGGUCUCGUAGUGUCGAGUGCUUCGAAAAACUCGAGCAGAUUGGGGAAGGGACUUACGGUCAAGUAUAUAUGGCCAGAGAAAAGAGAACUGGAGAGAUUGUCGCUUUGAAAAAGAUACGGAUGGAUAAUGAAAAAGAGGGGUUUCCUAUCACUGCAAUCCGGGAAAUAAAAAUUCUAAAGAAGCUACAGCAUGAAAAUGUUAUUAAGUUGAAAGAGAUAGUGACAUCUCCUGGUCGUGAAAGCAAUGAGCAGGUACAUCCAGUUACAGAUGCAGAGAACAAUAAGUACAAGGGAAGCAUUUAUAUGGUGUUUGAAUACAUGGAUCACGACUUAACUGGCCUUGCAGAUCGUCCUGGACUAAGAUUUACCGUUCCACAAAUAAAAUGUUACAUGAAGCAACUACUCACGGGUCUUCAUUACUGUCAUGUUAAUCAAGUGCUUCACAGAGACAUAAAAGGUUCCAAUCUUCUCAUUGACAAUGAGGGAAACCUGAAGCUUGCAGAUUUUGGACUUGCGCGAUCCUUUUCCAAUGACAUUAAUGCUAAUCUUACAAAUCGGGUUAUUACAUUGUGGUACAGACCUCCAGAGUUGCUUCUUGGAGCUACAAAGUACGGUCCAGCUGUUGACAUGUGGUCUGUGGGUUGUAUCUUUGCUGAGCUAUUGUACGGAAAGCCAAUCUUACCUGGAAAGAAUGAGCCUGAACAGUUGAAUAAAAUAUUUGAGCUUUGCGGAACCCCUGAUGAAUUGAUGUGGCCUGGUGUUUCCAAGAUUCCUUGGUAUAACAAAUUUAAGCCCACUCGUCCGAUGAAAAAGCGAAUCCGGGAGCUCUUUAGACAUUUUGACCGGCAUGCUUUGGAUUUACUGGAGAAAAUGCUCGUUCUUGAUCCUGCUCAGAGAAUCUCAGCAAAGGACGCUUUAGAUGCGGAAUAUUUCUGGACUGAUCCCUUACCUUGUGAUCCGAAAAGUUUGCCAAAAUACGAAUCAUCACACGAGUUCCAGACAAAGAAGAAAAGACAGCAACAACGACAGAAUGAAGAAAUUGCGAAACGACAGAAGUUGCAGCAUCCACAACAACAUGCUCGCUUGCCCCCUAUCCAACAAACCGGGCAGUCUCAUCCACAGCACUGGAAUGGUCCUGGUCAUCAGAUGAACAACUCUCAGAUGGCCAUCACCGGGGCGCCUAGUCAUCAUCAGUACGGAAAGCCACGCGGUCCACCAGCGGGGCCCAGUAGGUACCCUCCAGGCGGGGCUGCUGCUGGUGGCUUCUAUCAAGAUCGCGGAGGCCAGAGUGGAGGCUAUAAUAGUGCCCCAUUUCCCUCACAGGGGCGAGCACCCCCACCAUAUCCUGGAAAUACAGCUCCCUCAAACGGUCCGCGAGGGGCAGCUGGUGGAUACGGGGCUCCUCCUAACUACUCGCAAAGCGGUCAAUACGGUGGAAGGGGUCCAAAUCCAAUGGGUGGCAACAGAAACCAACAAUAUGGUUGGCAGCAAUAGCAAAGGCAAGUAAGUAGUUGCAUCAUACACACAUAAUUUAAUUCGGUAGUACACAGACAAGGGGGAGGAUCCGUGCCUCCAUUGUUUUAUGUGGUUACAGUUUUGCAAAUUGUUACUAGGCUUUGUAUAUCUAGUGGAUUAGUUGAUAUAGUUUUUUGUCAAGGGUGAGUGGUCAGUGAAUCUACAUCUUUAAAGCAUGUAGGAUUUGGUCCCUUUUUCAUGACCCUAUAUGUUGGUGUGCUGGUAUUCUGUCAUCUGUCACUGGAGAUGCUUUCUUGAAUUUUAAAUCAUAAUUUUCUAACAU